Scleropages formosus (Asian bonytongue) is the source of this 3805-nucleotide messenger RNA. RefSeq names its product bestrophin 2 (gene best2). The record is from RefSeq and is a predicted model, not a curated record. NCBI's taxonomy places the organism in Eukaryota, Metazoa, Chordata, Actinopteri, Osteoglossiformes, Osteoglossidae. The transcript is spliced from 9 exons. Bases 1242 to 3140 code for a protein of 632 amino acids. Gene Ontology annotation, molecular function: chloride channel activity.
UUUCAUAAUCACUGAAAAUAAGAAAAUACGUCAUCUCCACAUCCUGUUACUCAAAGUAUGUGCAUUUUUUUCUCAGCGUCCGGCCACAUGCAGUCUGACGUAAAAUCAGUAAAACCACAAUAAGAGACGUCCCCCGAAUCACUCACUAAGUUCUAUAAAGAACACGGUACCCCCUGGGUAGUUGUGGUCCCUCACAGCUCUCGAACUUCAUGUUUGGCUUUCGAAUCCAGCUCAGGGCGUGCAGAGUUUGCAUGUUCUCAGUCCAGACAUGCCGGGUAGAAGGCAAUGAUAAACUAUUUCUAUACCCCAUGUUAACCAAGAAAACCAAGGCAAUUCGGCUCGACUGCACUAACCCUCAGCUUCUGUAGAAGUCUCACAUACUCCUAUAGUGGGAUAAUGAACAUUCUAGUAACUCUAACCUAUAGUAGAAGUACAGCGAUUUGAAAUGACUGGAAAUAAAAAUUCAGUCUCCACAAACAUUGCUCAAUACCAGCUGUAAACUAUUUACCGUGAAAAGUAGCCAUUGAUCACCAACAUUCAGGAACACCAGACACAAGCUGUAAACACAGAUUCACACACUCCCGUUCUGCUUGGUUGUGCUUGCACAUCCAACUGGUUGUUGGCCCUAAAACACAUGUGUUCACGCCACAAUAAAUAUUUGGAAAAACACAAGUGAAUAAAAUAAAAAAAAAAUUAAGCGCAUACAUAGUUCAGGAAGUAAUAAUACAAUUCUAUAAAAUAGCUCUGAAAAAGCAUAACCAUAAAAUUCCUUACAAUAGCAAUCACUGCAAAUCCUUCUCUGUGAGAAAUUAACUCGCAAUGAAUGUCACGAUAGAAAAGGAACAGUCCUAAGGCUGUGAACAUACCGGGUUUUACACUCGGAAUCACGAAUGAGAUAUUUUGGUGCCGUUUGGUAUGCAGUCAGAGGUCAGUAGUCCACAACCCUACACACUCCUCACCAGAGUCAAUCACCACUACUGAAGUAAUAUUUCAUCCUCAGCAAUUCCAGCGUCUGAAGAAGCAGCAGCAACACACCUAAAAACCCUAAAAUCAUCUUUUAUAAACGCGUGCUUACACCUCUAAAGGGUUUAGGGUUUGGAAGCUGUUUGAUAUACUGUACGGUGUCUUAGUGCAGCGAACCCACAGGCACUGAAGCUCUCUGACCCCCAACCUCUUGGACCCUUGGCCCCGUUGCCCAAGUGACCGCCUCACUCUCAGCCCCCGUGACCCUCGGCCCAGUCAUGACGGUCACUUACACGGCGCGGGUGGCGAACGCGCGCUUCUGCGGCUUCUCCAAGCUGCUGCUUGCCUGGAGGGGCAGCAUCUACAAGCUGUUGUACAAGGAGGUCCUCGCCUUUUUCGCCAUGUAUUCCGCCAUCAGCAUCACAUACAGAUUCUUCCUCCUGGACCACCAGAAGAGAUACUUUGAGAAACUGGCCAUCUACUGCAACAACUACGCGAGUCUUAUCCCCAUGUCCUUUGUGCUGGGUUUCUACGUGACCCUGGUGGUGAACCGCUGGUGGAAUCAGUACACGAGCAUCCCGCUGCCGGACCGACUCAUGUGCGCGCUGUCGGGAGGGCUGCAGGGCGCCGACGAACGGGGCCGCCUGCUGCGGCGCACCAUGAUGCGCUACGCCAGUCUCUCGUCACUGCUCAUCCUGCGCUCAGUGAGCACCGCCGUCUACAAGCGCUUCCCCACCAUGGACCACGUCGUCGAAGCCGGGUUCAUGACCAGGGAGGAACGGAAGAAGUUUGAGGGUCUCCAGUCACCUUACAACAAAUACUGGAUUCCGUGCGUGUGGUUCACGAACCUGGCGGCCAUGGCGCGCCUCGAGGGUCGGAUCAAGGACGACAGCACUCUCAAAUUGCUGCUCGAGGAGCUCAACACUUUCAGGGGGAACUGCAGCUUGCUGUUCCAUUACGACAUGAUCAGCGUGCCUCUGGUCUACACCCAGGUCGUGACCCUCGCGGUGUACGGGUUUUUCCUAGCGUGUCUCAUCGGCCGACAAUUUCUGGACCCCGCUCAAGGGUACCCAGGUCACGAUCUUGACCUCUAUGUUCCCAUUUUCACCCUGCUGCAGUUCUUUUUCUAUGCUGGGUGGCUGAAGGUAGCGGAACAGCUCAUUAACCCCUUUGGUGAGGACGACGAUGACUUUGAGACCAACUGGUUGAUCGAUCGAAACUUUCAGGUGUCCAUGAUGGCUGUGGAUGAGAUGUACGGAGAUCUGCCCAUUCUGGAACGUGAUCGCUAUUGGAAUGAUUCGAACCCACGCCCACCCUACACUGCUGCCACGCUCUUCGUCCUCCGCAAGCCCUCUUUCCAGGGCUCCACCUUUGACAUGGCGAUCCCCAAAGAGGAAAUGCACUUCCAACCACUGGAAGACAUUGCAGAAAAUCUUGAGGAAUCUCAGAGCAGAAACCCCAACCUGGCCCUGCUGAACCACCUGCUGAGCGCCACACCCUCUCCUUCUGGCUUCAUGGGCGGCGCCCUCCGUCGUGCCUCUAUGCAACUGCAGAGGCUGACUCGCUCCCCUAGUCCAAACCUCUCCCUCUCCACCACUGAGGAGGAAGGCAGUGAUCCCGGCAUCACUCUGCACUCCAGCCUGGGUCAGGACACACAAAGUACCGUCUGUAGCUGUGGGGGAGCUGCCGAGGAACGUAGGGCAACAGGGGUCGACGAGGGCCAAGUCAAGGGAGAACAGAGCAAACGGGAGGAUGAGGAAAACUGGCAAAAGAUGGAAAAAGGGAGUCAGACAAAGACCGCAACAUCUGAAAAAAGCUCUGCUAAUACAGCACCACCUCUGGUCCUGCUCUCUCCACCUCCCACAUACAUGCCAGAGGCAUCCCCUGGAUCCCUGGGGCACUUGGUCACACAGCAGGUCUUAAACCUGCCCAGGGGCAUCACCUCCAGCCCCAUCACACUCAGGAUUGAGGAGAGCAGCAUAACUCCCCCAGUGAGUGCAGGCUGCUCCAUUCAGGACUUCUUCACUUUUCAACCUAUUCCUGAGCAGAACAAGGUCCAGUGCAGACUUUCUAAAGAGACCAAGGAGAACAGAUCAGGGCAGCCACUUCUUACAGUUCCAGGUAUCGCUGGCCCACGUUCCCAGGAAAAGGUGGCAUCUCCCCAAAUGCAUGACUAGUCUUCAGCCAACCAUAGCGAUUAUGCAGUGUUAAUCUGAGAACCUGCAAUAAAGGUUUCUGGAUACAUUUCCAAGCUCCCACCCUCAAGUGUGGAAUUAUUUGAAAGCACACAAUGUCCUCUAUAAGACAGACACAUUAAGGCUUAGCAUAACAGCAUAUACAGUUUGGGAGACAUACUGAUGUCCUAUGGAAGUUUGUUUCGUGUCCAAACAAGUGUUCAAGGGCUAAAUAAGUUCUUGUUAUGGCUAAUAUUCAUUUGACUGACGAGCUGAUGGAGCUCAGGUUAAUUCAGCCCUGAGAAGGAGACGGUCAAUAGCUGAAAAACACUGGAGGAGAACACACCCAUUUGAAAUCUGCCACCAGCCUGAGAAACAGGCACCACUGAAGAGUCGAAAUAUGGAAGAUACAGUGGAACAAAUCCAGUCAGUGAAAACCUUCCCCAACUUAGGAUAAGAUCACAAGUCCACAAAUAGUAGAAAGAUGUCUUCAUCAAUAGCCAGUCAUAUUUUUUAAUUCAGGAGUCUUGAACCAUUCCUGUGAUGCAAGACCUAGGAUAAGGUUCAAGCUAUAUUCUGAGUGUCUGCAAAUCACUAUUUCUGAUGUAUUCUUCUAAGUACUAUUUUUGUAAAUAUGCACUGUACCAAAUCUUUCUAAAAUAAAACCA